Sesamum indicum (sesame) is the source of this 1824-nucleotide messenger RNA. Its product is annotated as putative protein phosphatase 2C 43. Gene Ontology annotation, biological process: protein dephosphorylation. The record is from RefSeq and is a predicted model, not a curated record. Lineage: Eukaryota; Viridiplantae; Streptophyta; Magnoliopsida; Lamiales; Pedaliaceae. Gene Ontology annotation, molecular function: protein serine/threonine phosphatase activity; cation binding.
UUCAACAACCCUUUCUGCAAGUCCACACACUUUCUUUCUCUCUCUACAUCUAUACGUACAUACAUACAUACAUACAUACCACCACAGAACUACAAUGUAUAAUACCUCAAUGAAUUCCCUUAUUCUAAUUCAAGAGCCCAGAUCCAUUUUCUCUCGUCUUCUCUUCCUUCUUGUUCGCUGUUGCAAAAUAUCUUUGUUUUUUUCAUAAAAUUUUCAACGCCCUUAUGCAAAUCUUGUUCCAUCUUUUCACUAUUUUUCCUGAAGAAAAAUAUCUUCUCCACGACAUAAUCUGUUAAAUUUCUUGCCGGAUAUUCUUUUCUUAUUCUUUGUUUUACUGAGAAAACGGAGUUUUUCCGUUGUUUUUGCUGCGCAUUGAUCAAUUAUUUUCUGGGUUCUUGAUAUCUUGAUCUCCAAGAUACUUGUAUGCGGUAGCGCAGAUUUGCUGUUUUGCUUCAGUGUAUUGCACACAAUUGGUUUCGUGGGGUUUAUUCUUCCGCAUCGACCUCAGAACCUUCUUCGUGCUGAACUAGAGGGAGAUGAGGGAUGUGUUCUUGGCUGGGAAGAGCAGUGUCCUCAUGCUUCCGCCCUUUAAGUCAAUAUGCCCGUAUGAACAAGGAUGAUUGUGAGGGUUUAGGAAGUGAGGAUGAUGUAUUCCUCUGGUCCAGAGACCUUGAGAAACAUUCCCAUGGCGAGUUUUCUUUUGCAGUGGUCCAGGCAAAUCAAGUCCUUGAGGAUCAGAGCCAGGUAGAGACUGGUCGACAUGCCACCUUUGUCGGAGUCUAUGAUGGCCAUGGUGGGCCUGAAGCCUCAAGAUACAUCUGUGACCACCUAUUUCAUCACUUACUUAGACUUGCACGAGAAAAUGGGAUAAUGUCUGAAGAUAUUCUCAGAAAUGCAUUAUCUGAAACAGAAAAUGGUUUUCUAACUCUUGUUAGGAGAGCUUACGAAAUUAGACCAGUAAUAGCUGCAAUUGGGUCUUGUUGUCUGGUUGGAAUUAUCUGGAAAAGGACAUUAUAUAUUGCUAAUCUAGGGGAUUCUAGAGCUGUAAUUGGUUAUUUAGACCAAUCAAAAAAAAUUAUUGCUGAGCAGCUAACCAAAGAUCACAAUGCCAGCAUGGAGGAGGUUAGGAAAGAAUUAAAGGCUUUACAUCCAGAAGAUUCGCAAAUCCUAGUUUUGAAGCAAGGGGUUUGGCGCAUCAAAGGCAUUAUACAGGUAUCUAGAUCCAUAGGUGAUGCUUACCUAAAGAGGCCGGAAUUCGCUCUUGAUCCAUCUUUUCCUAGAUUUCACCUUCCUGAACCUAUUCGUCAACCAGUUUUAAGAUCUGAUCCAGCCAUAUGCACCAGAGACUUAGAAGCAAAUGACAAAUUCCUCAUUUUUGCAUCUGAUGGUCUUUGGGAACACUUGACAAAUCAAGAGGCUGUUGAGAUAGUUCACAACAACCCAAGAGUGGGCAUAGCUAAAAGACUUCUAGUAUCAGCCAUGAUGAAAGCGGCCAAGACAAGACAGAUACCAUAUACUGAAAUAAAGAAACUUGAUUCGGGGGUGAGGAGACAUGUUCAUGAUGAUAUUACUGUUGUCGUUGUCUACAUAGAUCAUGGAAUGUUGGAUGAUAAAACCUCUACACCUGAAAUAUCCGUACGAGGAUUUGUGGAUACCGCUGGACCAUCAAAUUUUAAUUUUUCGUAGAUUACGCUUGAAAGAAGGUCCAGUGUAGCCAAUUUUGAGCCAUGUUUUGUAUCCUUAACUUUGAUACUUUUUAUCUGAAUUUAUCAAAUUCUGUACACAGCCAAUUAGUUUAUGCUAAUAUUUCCGUUUAUUUUCUGA